AGUAGCUCAAAAACUUGUCCUGCCCCUAUAAAUAAAGAGAGAGAUCAGUUGAGAAGCAAAAAAUCAGUUAAAAAUAAUCGUUUCCACUGGAGAGAGAGAGAGAGUGUUGAGUGUUUCUUCUUCUUUGGGUUUUGGAUUUCUGCCUCUCAAGGUGAGUGCUUCAAUCACAGCAAUUUCUUGAAGAUUUUUAGUUAGAUUUGGGCGAAAUAUACUCUACUUUCUGCAUUCAAAACUGUUUGAUUCAUUGUCUCAACCCUAAAUAGAAUCUCCAUUUUCCUUAUAAGAUGAAUAAUGCAAGACGAAUUACCGGUGGUAUUCCGGGUCUUAACGAUGAGAUUCUUGGGGUUAUUUUUUCAAGAUUACCAGUCAAAACUCUGAUGCGAUUGAAGUGCUUAUAUAAGGACUAUUCCAUGCUGAUUUCAAGCCCCUGGUUUAUCAAUCUGUAUAGCAAGAGGUUUAGUUCAAUCCCUGAUAACCAUUGUAUCUUUGUUCAGACUGGGGAGAUAAAUCGUUUGAUCCAUAUACAAAAUCCUGGCAACUUGAUAAAGCUUAAUGAACCCUGUACGGCCGAUUAUACUGUUAUAGGUUCAAUCAAUGGCUUGAUCUGUUUAGUUACUACUAUUGCUUCCGGUCGAAUGAUUUGCAUAUGGAACCCUGCCAUAGAGCAGUACAAGAUGUUCCCUGUACACAAUGACGACCCUGAAAAGACACGCAAAUGUUAUAUUAGUAUGGGCUUUGGAUGUGAUAAAGAUUCUGAUGAUUACAAGGUCAUGAGGAUUCUAAGCUAUAAAAGAGGUGGGCCGUUGACUAUACUUGAGAUUUACUCAACCAAUUCGGAGUGUUGGAAAGAAGUGAAGUCUAAUCGUCACUUAACAAUGAUUAGCGACUUCUGUGAUGUAAUUAUUGAAGGGCUUACUUGCUGGAUUGCACAGGACUUGGAUGGAAAUUUUGUUCUUGCCUCGUUUGUUUGGAGUAUAGAGGAGUUCUUCAUAAUAUCUUUCCCCGAAGAAGUGAUAACUGCAUAUCAAAAUUUUGUGGUCACCAACUAUCAUGGGUCAUUUGCAUUGCUUACAUACUUUUCAUUCACCAAAUUCAAGGGCCGUGUUGAUGUUUGGGAGAUUGAACUUGAUAUCGCUGCAAAGGAGUGUGAAUGGAUAAAGAAGAACACCUUUGACACGGAUUUUAGCCUUUCAAUGCCUUGGGUUCUUACUGGUGGAGAUAUAGUAGUUGAAAAUGCUCCAAACAUGCCCUUCUUGUUCAACCUCACAACAAAACAAAGGUGGGAAAUGAGAAUAAAACCUAUUCGUUCACUUACCAACUAUACUCAGAGCCUUGUAUCAAUUAAGGGGUUCAGGCGUGUUCGCAAUCAACUGAAAAGGAAGAGGAAGGCUUCAAAUCCAGUAAGAGCAAGAUUGAACUGAAGUAAAUGUAGCAAUUCCAACAUAUUAUAUUCUACUUUUCCUUGUCUCUACUGUUCCAUAAACAUUCCUAUGAUAGUUCUGUAUCGAAUCUCACAUGAACUUAGAAAUUUAAAUGUUUAGUAAUUGGCCUCAUUAUGGUCCAAAAUAUGUACUUUGAGAUGCUAUCUGUAGUAAGAAAACUAGCCAGUUUAAUGUGCAUUUGUCACAAUGGUGGAAUUUCCAAUUGUUAAUGCAACUUUUUCUGCUCUA
Solanum pennellii is the source of this 1670-nucleotide messenger RNA. Its product is annotated as F-box/kelch-repeat protein At3g23880-like. The transcript has a single exon. The record is from RefSeq and is a predicted model, not a curated record. NCBI's taxonomy places the organism in Eukaryota, Viridiplantae, Streptophyta, Magnoliopsida, Solanales, Solanaceae. Bases 285 to 1421 code for a protein of 378 amino acids. Gene Ontology annotation, molecular function: protein binding.